Molecule: messenger RNA, 2573 nt
Organism: Ipomoea nil (Japanese morning glory)
Lineage: Eukaryota; Viridiplantae; Streptophyta; Magnoliopsida; Solanales; Convolvulaceae
Product: transmembrane 9 superfamily member 8-like
Exons: 7
Coding region: 360-2288 (642 amino acids)
Biological process (GO): protein localization to membrane
Cellular component (GO): membrane
Source: RefSeq, a predicted model, not a curated record
CCCUUUAUCCCAUGAACUCUACUCCCAUCAACGGCUGUCAUCAAGUCCGUACCAAAUACUCCACUGACUAAACCACACAUCAUAUCAUUUCUCUCUCUCUCUUCCUCUCUGGUAUCGUAAAUCGCAAUCACCACUUUCGUCCGUUCUUCUCGUGUCAUGAAGUCCGAACGCGCGCAGUCUGGAACUUAUAUCUAUGCAUAAUACUACACAGUUAUAUGUAUGUAUAGAGAGAGAAGGCUGCGGUGAGAGGGAGAUCGAGAAAUCUAGAUCUCGGAGCCGGAGGAGUGUAGUAGCUGCGGGGAAGCCGACCUGACCUCACCUGAGCUGCCGUGUUACGGAGAGAUAGGUAUCGGAGAGCUAUGGAGGUCGCGAGGGUUCCGGCGAUGCCGCGAUGGAUCUCGUGUUGCUUCCUUGUAUUCCUUUUCUUCGCCGAGGUUCGCUCUUUCUACCUCCCCGGUGUCGCGCCUCAGGAUUUCCAGAAGGGUGAUCCUCUCAAGGUGAAAGUUAACAAACUGACCUCUACCAGAACUCAGCUUCCUUAUUCCUACUAUUCCCUUCCUUACUGUAAGCCAGAUCGCAUUGUAGACAGUGCAGAGAAUCUUGGUGAAGUUCUUCGUGGUGAUCGCAUUGAGAACUCUGUUUAUGAGUUUCGUAUGAGGGAACCACAGAUGUGCAGUAUUGCAUGUCGUCUUACUCUUAAUGCAAAAACUGCCAAAGAAUUUAAGGAGAAGAUAGAUGAUGAAUAUCGGGUGAACAUGAUUUUGGAUAAUCUUCCUCUUGUUAUGCCCAUGAAGAGGCCUGAUCAGGAAUCUAUCAUCUAUCAACAUGGUUUCCAUGUUGGUCUUAAAGGAAUAUAUGCCGGGAGCAAGGAGGAGAAAUAUUUUAUCCACAACCAUUUGACAUUCACUGUCAAGUUUCACAAGGAUGCACAAACUAAUGCUGCAAGAAUUGUUGGAUUUGAAGUCAAACCUUUCAGUGUGAAACAUGAAUAUGAUGAUCAAUGGAAUGGCAAAAAUACAAGACUAACAACCUGUGAUCCUCAUGCCAAACGCACAGUUACCAGCUCUGAUUCUCCCCAAGAAGUUGAUGAUAAGAAGGAAAUAAUUUUCACAUAUGAUGUCGAAUUUGAGGAGAGUGAAAUCAAGUGGGCAUCAAGAUGGGACACCUAUCUUCUGAUGACUGAUGAUCAGAUUCACUGGUUCUCAAUUGUAAAUUCUUUGAUGAUUGUUCUUUUCCUCUCGGGAAUGGUGGCUAUGAUCAUGCUACGAACUCUCUACCGUGAUAUCUCCAAAUACAACCAGUUGGAGACCCAGGAAGAAGCUCAAGAGGAAACGGGAUGGAAGCUGGUCCAUGGGGAUGUUUUCAGACCUCCAACAAACUCAGAUUUGCUGUGUGUGUAUGUUGGGACGGGUGUUCAGUUCUUUGGGAUGACACUAGUGACUAUGAUUUUUGCUCUUCUAGGAUUCUUGUCUCCUUCAAAUCGAGGAGGAUUAAUGACAGCUAUGCUUCUUGUGUGGGCUUUCAUGGGUGUGUUGGCUGGGUAUGCAUCUGCCCGUCUCUACAAGAUGUUCAAGGGAUCUGAAUGGAAGAAAAUCACACUUCAGACGGCUUUCAUGUUUCCUGGAGUAUUCUUUGCCAUUUUCUUUGUGCUGAAUGCUCUAAUUUGGGGUGAGAAAUCAUCAGGGGCAGUGCCAUUCGGAACAAUGUUUGCAUUGGUGUUCUUGUGGUUUGGCAUCGCGGUCCCACUUGUUUUUGUUGGUAGUUAUGUAGGAUUUAAGAAGCCAGCUAUUGAGGAUCCUGUCAAAACGAAUAAAAUUCCAAGACAAAUACCAGAGCAGGCCUGGUAUAUGAAUCCAGUUUUCUCCAUCUUGAUCGGGGGCAUACUCCCAUUCGGUGCAGUAUUUGUCGAGCUCUUUUUCAUCCUCACAUCCAUCUGGCUGCAGCAGUUCUACUACAUCUUCGGUUUCCUCUUCAUCGUGUUUGUCAUCCUCAUUAUCACCUGCGCGGAGAUCACCAUCGUUCUCUGCUACUUCCAGCUGUGCAGCGAGGACUACCUCUGGUGGUGGAGGUCGUACCUCACUUCAGGUUCCUCAGCCGUCUACCUCUUCCUUUAUGCAGCAUUCUACUUCUUCACCAAGCUCGAGAUCACAAAGCCCGUCUCUGGUAUCCUCUACUUCGGGUACAUGCUAAUUGCUUCAUACGCUUUCUUUGUGCUGACGGGGACAAUUGGAUUCUAUGCAUGCUUUUGGUUCACAAGGCGCAUCUACUCAUCAGUGAAGAUUGACUAAAUCUGUGAGUCCUUGUAUAAACCCUAAAACUCAUCAAGAAAGUAUCUUCUUCUCAUAGGUGGAUCAAAUUGUAUUUUUAAUAUUGUUGCCGACUGUUUCAGAGUUUUGAUUGUAGAAAUUUGCUUUUGUUUGUAACCAACCUCCUCCUCCAGGAUAUACUUUUUUAGGGUUCUUUUGUAACUUGUCAUGGAGAAACAUUUUGAGAGGAACGCAGGCGAGUCUGCAUUGCCACUACGAAGAAUAUUUAGGAUUGUUAAAAGCAAACUAAUCCUUUUUUGAUUACUA